AAGAGUCCUCUUUCACCGAACGAUCUCUCUUAUCAGUUAUCACCGGUGAGGCCUCCAUCACCGUCUUCAACAGCGAUCUUAACCGUGGCUUCACUUAUUUGAUCGCCGGAAGGUAUAGUCUGAUGAAAAGAGUUGAGAAAUUUGCGGAGAGAUCAAUUUUUACUGCUUUACGGGGGAAAUCGUGUCCGAUAUGCCUCGAAAACCUAACCGACCGACGAGCCACCGCCGUGAUUACGGCGUGCAAGCACGGAUACUGCCUUGUUUGUAUUCGUAAGUGGAGCGGGUUCAAGAGGAAUUGCCCUCUAUGUAACACUCUUUUUGAUUCGUGGUUUAUCGUCGGUGAUCUUGAUUCUAGAAAAUACCAUAAGGAGCAUUUACCGAUUCUUCGUGAUCGUGAGACUUUAACUUAUCAUCGGAAUAAUCAUUCCGGUCGCCGGAGGAUAAUUCCAAGGUCGAGGGAUGUUUUGGAAAACUCUAGGUCGAGAUCAAGGCCAUUGCCAUGGAGGAGAUCGUUUGGACGGCCAGGUUUAGUUCCUUAUUCUGUUAUCUUCCAUCGAAAGCUUCAGUGGCGAGCUAGUAUAUACAAUAAGCAAUUACGAGCUGUUCGAUUACAUUCGAGGCGAAGCUUGGAACUAGUGAAUGAUCACGCCAAAGCUAAAAUAAUUGAAAGAAUUGAGCCAUGGAUUAGAAGAGAGCUUCAGGCAGUCCUUGGAGAUCCUGAUCCAUCAAUUAUUGUUCAUCUUGCGUCAGCGCUUUUCAUCAAAAGGCUUGAGAGAGAGGAUACUAGACAAUCUCGGCAGACCGGGAUGUUGGUGGAAGACGAAAACUCUUCGCUUCGAAAAUUCUUGUUUGACAAAGAGGAUAUAUUUUGGCAUGAACUAAGAUGUUUUGCGGAGAGUAGUCUCACGAUGGAGGCGUAUGAUGCAGUGGUUGAAUACAAUGAGGUGGAGCAAUAAUAGCAGUAAAAAUACAGAUACGCUCUCGCCAAACGAAGUAAAUAGACAGACUUACGAUGCGACUGUUGGUGUAUUGGAAGUUCAAUAGUGGAAAGAGUGGACCAG
Molecule: messenger RNA, 1061 nt
Organism: Camelina sativa (false flax)
Lineage: Eukaryota; Viridiplantae; Streptophyta; Magnoliopsida; Brassicales; Brassicaceae
Biological process (GO): protein polyubiquitination; protein monoubiquitination
Molecular function (GO): ubiquitin protein ligase activity
Source: RefSeq, a predicted model, not a curated record